Molecule: messenger RNA, 869 nt
Organism: Carassius auratus (goldfish)
Lineage: Eukaryota; Metazoa; Chordata; Actinopteri; Cypriniformes; Cyprinidae
Gene: lygl1
Product: lysozyme g-like 1
Exons: 5
Coding region: 153-755 (200 amino acids)
Biological process (GO): peptidoglycan catabolic process; defense response to Gram-positive bacterium
Cellular component (GO): extracellular region
Molecular function (GO): lysozyme activity
Source: RefSeq, a predicted model, not a curated record
CACUGAACUUGAAGAUUUUGUCCCUCCUUAAGGAAGAAGUGAAAAAGAGAAAGAGAAACCAGUUUCACUGCCAUCACAACUUCUCACAUUCAGUGGGGCGAAGACACGACUCGAGUUCUGUAUUGUUUUUUACCCAGCAAUUUUGAGUCAUCAUGGACUUUUCUAAAGGCCUUCAGACGAUGCUUACCAUGUAUUUUCUAGCAUGCGUUUAUGGAGACAUCAUGAAAAUAGACACCACCGGUGCAUCAGAGGUGACAGCAAAACAGGACAAAUUAACAGUAAAAGGUGUCGAGGCUUCCAAAAAACUGGCUGAGCAUGAUCUGGCCCGAAUGGAGAAGUACAAGAGUAAGAUCAUCAAAGUUGGCACAGCAAAGCAGAUGGACCCAGCUGUGAUUGCUGCCAUCAUAUCCAGAGAGUCCAGAGCCGGAGCUGCUCUAAAGGACGGAUGGGGCGAUCAUGGCAAUGGCUUUGGCCUCAUGCAGGUUGACAAACGCUACCACAAGCUGGUAGGUACAUGGGACAGCGAGGAACAUCUCACACAAGGGACUGAGAUACUCAUUGGCUAUAUUAAUGACGUCAGAGCAAAGUUUCCCCAGUGGACAAAAGAGCAAUGCUUUAAAGGGGGAAUAUCAGCCUACAACGCUGGAGUGAAGAACGUCCGUACGUAUGAACGCAUGGACGUGGGCACCACCGGCGGUGAUUACUCCAAUGAUGUUGUUGCCAGAGCCCAGUGGUUUAAAAGCAAGGGUUACUGAAGAAAAAUUGUCAUGAUUCAACUUUUUGUUCAUUCUGACCAUUGUCUACUGUUCUUUAUUUUGUAUUUCAUUUGUUUGGAUGAAAUAAAACUUGUUUUUUUUACUCACACCAAA